UGAUGCGUGAGGUUGGGAAAUUGUGGAGCAACAGCUCAGAGGGUCACAGCAGUGAUCCUGAAGAGGAUGAUGAAGAAGGGAUGGCGUUCGGCGAGGCUGAGGAAGACUCUGAAGAGAUGAUGGACUUGAGUGAUCUACCUACAGCUCUGUUUGCCUGCAGCGUGCAUGAGGCUGUGUUCGAGGAGGACAGGCAGAGGCAAACUCUAGUUUUCCAAAAACGGGCAUGUCCAAAGAUAAUGGAGGUCUUGUGAGCAGUACAUUUUAACCUACAUUCUGAAGCCAGCACUUUAAGGCCCCGAGGACAACAUCUGAUGUUCACACUGCGUUGCCUCAGCAUUCAUGGAAUAUUUUUGCUGCCUGUUGAAGCUGUAAC
This is a messenger RNA of Sinocyclocheilus grahami, 373 nucleotides long. RefSeq names its product calcipressin-3-like. NCBI's taxonomy places the organism in Eukaryota, Metazoa, Chordata, Actinopteri, Cypriniformes, Cyprinidae. The record is from RefSeq and is a predicted model, not a curated record. The transcript has 2 exons. Bases 3 to 251 code for a protein of 82 amino acids.